This is a messenger RNA of Penicillium argentinense, 903 nucleotides long. RefSeq lists its product as uncharacterized. Gene Ontology annotation, molecular function: carbohydrate:proton symporter activity. NCBI's taxonomy places the organism in Eukaryota, Fungi, Ascomycota, Eurotiomycetes, Eurotiales, Aspergillaceae. The record is from RefSeq and is a predicted model, not a curated record. Gene Ontology annotation, cellular component: membrane. Gene Ontology annotation, biological process: carbohydrate transport; transmembrane transport. The coding region runs from base 1 to 903 and encodes 300 amino acids. The transcript is spliced from 8 exons.
AUGCUCGAUAAGACUGGUCUGAGCGGCCUUAAGAGUGCGCCGCUCGUGGCGGCUAUCACGACGGUUUGUUCUGCGUCUUUUUUACUCUUCGGCUACGAUCAAGGCGUCAUGUCGGGCGUCGUCAUCUCGAAAUACUGGCUGGACGAGGUAGGCAAUCCGAGCAUCGUGAUGACAGCGACUGGGUCGCAAGCGGCAACCACCGAGCUAGUUAUGAUGAUUGUUGGCAGGAUCAUCACGGGAAUGGGAUUCGGCUUCCUAACCUCCGAAGCCCCAGUUUACCAAAGCGAAAUCUGCCUGCCCAGCCAACGAGGCGAGCAUCUAUCAUGCCAACGGACAAUGAUGUUAUUCGGCCUAAUGCUGGCUUACUGGAUCAACUACGCAUUCUAUUUCCACGCGGGGGCAAUACAGUGGCGAUUCCCGCUUCUUUUCCAGGCUGUUUUCGCUCUCUACUUUCUAUUCAUUAAACCUUUCUUACCUGAUACGCCUCGCUGGCUGAUGCUUCACGAACCCACGCCUAACAGAGGAACGACUGUGCUCGCUAAGAUGCGCAAUAAGUCCGAAGACGACGUCGUUGUGCAAAAGGAGAGAUCGGAAUUCUUCUGCGAAGCCAUCGCCGUCGCUAUCGAUUACAAACCCUCCGGUAUCGCAGCGGGAUUCUUCGUCUUCGCAUUCGAAGCCUGUUUCACGUGGGGCUGGAUGGCCACGGUCUGGGUGUAUCCCGCGGAGAUUCUUCCGCUAAAGAUACGAUCCAAGGGCGCGGCGCUAGCGGCGGCGGCGGAUUUCCUCGGGAAUUUCUUGUUCGUCGAAUUCACACCACCCGCCCUCCAGAACAUCGGGUACAAGUCAUACGUCAUUUUCGCGGUGUUUAAUAUCGUCGCUGCCGCCGAUGAGCCUGUCUGGUGA